Messenger RNA from Sorex araneus (European shrew), 5730 nucleotides. It is a transcript of the gene C3H11orf87, whose product is annotated as chromosome 3 C11orf87 homolog. Lineage: Eukaryota; Metazoa; Chordata; Mammalia; Eulipotyphla; Soricidae. The transcript is spliced from 2 exons. Bases 451 to 1041 code for a protein of 196 amino acids. The record is from RefSeq and is a predicted model, not a curated record.
GGCUUGGAGCCCUGGCGGGGGCUGCCUGACGUCACCGGCCUCUCUGGCAAUAGGCUGCGAGCUGAGCUCCCCAAAGCGGUGGCGGCGGCAGCGGCAGCGGCGCGCCGCUUGGUCUCUGGCCCCUUCACUCGGAGCCUUCUGCAGCCGCCACUGCAGCCGCGGCGGGGGGCUCCCUCCCUGCAGCCAGCGGGCGGCCCCAGCCUGGUGCCUUGGAAAAGGAAAAGGGUGUUCAGACAGACACGUUGUCGGUGGGGCAGAGAGGAUCUCGGGGCACUGCUCCCACACUCGCCCAGCAACCGCCCUUUGCUCCCUCGUCCUUUGUGCACUUCCCUCGGCUGGAGGGAGCAGUCUGGGGUGGCUGGCCGUCAUUGUCAUCGUCUCGCUGCUGGGAAUCUUGUGCACAGCGAGGAGGAAGUCUUUUGGGCCCCGGCCCCUCCCAGCCCAGCGCUCAUGAGUGCCCGGGCGCCCAAGGAGCUUAGGCUGGCACUGCCGCCGUGUCUCCUCAACCGGACCUUGGCUGUCCCCCAUGCCGGCAGCGGUGGUAACGCGAGUGCCCGCAGCCCAGGCGCCAGCGGCACCUGCAUCACGCAGGUGGGACAGCAGCUCUUCCAGUCCUUCUCCUCCACGCUGGUGCUGAUUGUCCUGGUCACCCUCAUCUUCUGCCUCAUCGUGCUGUCCCUCUCCACCUUCCACAUCCACAAGCGCAGGAUGAAGAAGCGGAAGAUGCAGAGGGCUCAGGAGGAGUAUGAGCGGGAUCACUGCAGUGGCAGCAACGGCAGGGGGGUGUCCCGGGCGGGGCCCCCGGUCCAGGCCCCAGUCCCAGUCCCAGUGAAAGAAACGCGGCUGGAGAGGCAGCCCCGGGACUCUGCUUUCUUCGGCCCCUCAGCCUCGCCCUCCCCUUGUUCCCCCAGCCUCCCAAGCCAGGGCUCCUGCCCUCCUCCCCCUCCACCACCUGUCCCCAGUCCUCAAGGGGCACACUUGGCCUCCUCCUGUUUGGACACAGCUGGUGAGGGCCUUUUGCAAACGGUGGUACUGUCCUGACUGUCUGACCCCCCCCCUUCCUCCUUUCCAGAACCUUUGCUACCCUGGAUCUCCUGCCUUUGUCCUCCCUGCCCCUCUGGCCUCUCUUCUCUCUCAUCUCUCCCGUCCCCCUACCCUGACUCUGCUUCUCCUCCGCCGAGGCACUGUGCGGUAUUUGUAAAUAUUGGGCAAGGAAAGUCUCGGAAGAAGAAAUAAUGCUGAUAACAAUACUUUAUUAUAUUUAUAGUAAUUAUUAUACUACUAAUAACACAAUCCAAGCGCAUGACAAAUCACCUAAUUUCUCACUGUCCAUGAAGGAUAAUUCUUCCCCUUCCACCCUGCGCCCACCCCCCUCAGUUUGGAGGAGAAACUGCUUUAGCUACCAAAUAUAUAAAAGGCAUUGCACCCCAGAGCAAAGGGAGUGGAGAGGACCGUGUGUUGUACAUAGCUGACAAGUUAAGGUUCAGUUACCUACCUCCCCGCCCCCAAGCUUUCACUUCUCCUUGGGUGUCCCCCACAUCCCCAUCCUUAGCCAGGCUCAGGCAAUAGUAUAGUUUAAAGAAAAUGUCUGCUUUAAGCACCAGGACUACAAGAGGCCACAAAAAAAAUGGUCCCAGAAAAACAUUUAUGGCAGGUAUCACUCUCUCCUUCAUGAGCCAGUCCCUUAUCUGAGAAUAGGCAUUUUUACUUUCCUUUUAGAAGUGCCCCUCGCUGGCCGAGCAUAGGUCUAAAAUAAUUAAAUGAGCUGUUAAAUUUUAAAAAAAAUUACUAAAAGAAUCUGCUUUAGCUCCUUGCCCUGCCCCACAUGUACACCUUUGACUCUUGGCAUUUUCAGGAUUAAGUGGACCCAGGAGCUGUCCAGCCACGUCGGAUGCUGAAAUUGCAUCACCGAACUGGUUCCUUUCUCUGGUUGUGCAGGCAGAGGAGGGGCUAUUUUGGAAAGUGACUACUCUGCUUGGUGUUGGUUUCUUUCUUCUUUUUCCACAAUCCAGUUUGUGUGUUCUAUUAGUUUUCUUAUUAUACAUUGCGUAAGUUACCUUUUUGUAAAAAAGUAUUAGCUGAUGUGUAGUACUGAAAGUGCAGUAUUUAACCAACCAGAAUGUUUGUUUUAUUUUUAGAACAAGUGCACCUUUGUUAUAUAUUAUAUUAGUACCAAAAUGCAGAAGCAAACAAAGUCUGUACUAUGUCCUCCAAACAGUAUAUUAUUGUUCUUAAUUUUCAGCUAUUGAUAAAAUGGUUACUACUGGAAGAGUAAUUCAGUGGCGCAGGCCUAGCUUCUGCUGAUUUUAGAAGUGUAAUUUUGUACCUUACUCUGUAGUAGACUGUUAUAAAAAUAUGACACGUAUGUUUUCUUUUUUUUCUUUUGCAAAUAACAGAAACAACUACCACAACAGAAACAAGUAAUGGAUGUGCAGGAAUGCCAUCUAUUAAAACAUGGUUAAUAUUUAAACAGUGCGUGUAGUCCUCCCUGCAUGCAGUUAACCAGUUGGAAGCAGCGGGUGUGUGUGCUUGCUUGUACGGUUUGUGUUUGGAGGUGAGAUUUGUGGGGAUAUUGGGCAAUUUGGAUGACAGGACAUGUAAAUUUCAAGAGCGUUAAAUCUAGUAACUACUUGUUGGUUAAAAAUGUUUGCAGUUUGUUUAGAAAUCUAUACCAUAUGCAGUAAAGGAGGAGUCUCUUUCUGUUUGUGAGUCUUGUUUACCAAUUAAAUUGAAAACAAAGAUUUUUUAAUUGUUUUUAAAAAAUUAGGACGAUCAAUAUGUUUUUCUUGUCCUAAAGUAAGAUAAGGUGAUCUGUGUUAUAAAUGGAGUUUGUACUUAUUUUCACUUUUUUCCUUCAUAGAGUGUCCAGAAGCAUAUUAUAAUCUAAGUUAUACUCAGUGGUACAUUUUCUUGAAAAUCAAUUCUUUAAUGACUAUUUAAAUAUUUGGAAAGUGUAUGAAUGAGAAUGUUCUAUAGAAAGCACAUGCAAAAGAGUCCUUACUAACUUUCAAGGUGCAAGGCAGCUGUCCCCUAGUUACUAUUCUAAGUAGCAGUUCAAAGCAUAUGUGCUCUUAAUCAGAUAAUGACCUAUAACAUGAGAGGAGGAAACAUUUCAAGUUGUCCAAGGUUAUUUUGCAUCUUUCAUAAAAUUAGUUUAGUAAGCUUAACUUUAAUAGUCCAUUUUAUAUACAAAUUUUUGGCAGUGACUGGAAGUACAGAGGGCCAUCACUUAAUGCCCUAUUAUAAUGUUAGGAAGAUGAGGUAUAAUAAUCUUUGGAAUGGAACAUAUUAAAUAAGGAACUAUAUCUUCUCCAGUGUCUUAUCCCAGUAAUAGGUGAAAGUGCAUUAACUCCCUCUGCCACUAGGGAAUCCUGUAGUGUACUAGAGCUCUUCAUUCUAUACCAGAACGACUGAGGCAUGAUGAAAAAGAAAGUCUAUUAAAUUUUGAAGUUUUGUAACUCACCCUCAUUCAAUUGUAGCUUUUUUAAUAGCUUAUUACAGAAUGACGUUUCAGACUUAAAAUUUGAAUAGAAUCAAGAACUCAGAUGGGAGUUUUGCUCAUGUUCAGUGAGCUCUACUAAGUGAAUGGAUAUUACUUUCUCCCCUGUAUUUGGUGCACAUUUUACAGUGAAUAACUUCCCAUUUUACUAAAGCAAUAAGAUGUUUUGUUGUAAGAAGUGCUGGAUGAUGAUUCUAUUUCCUUGGUGCUGAAGCUACUCAUACAUUCUUGCCUUAUGAAUCACAGUGCAUUCAAGGCAUGCAAUAAUAAUCCCCAAUCAAAGAAGCAGCCCAUACACUAAGGGGUGAUUAUGAGAUUCUCUUAUAUACUUUCCCUCAAAGGAAUAGAGCAAAGAGGAGAAAUAAAAGCAUUGUGUAUUGUUGUUUGAGAAGAGAUCUCGAUACCUCUAAACACGGGCACACAUCCAUAAAGUGCUUUUAUAGUGCAUCUUUCUCCAUAAAUUGACUAUGUUUGACUACUUUCAAUACUGCUUUGCAUAAAGAUAAUGUAGUUUGAGUAAAAUGUAGUGCUGAGUUAAACAUAUUCAAAACCCUGAGCUUCUGGCAGUAUCAAUUAAAAUUUCUUAGGAGAGAAUAGGCAAAGUUCUAAUAAUGCCAUUCAAUACCAGUUUAUUGCAACAAGUACAUACACAGCAAUUUGCACAGACCCUGUAUAAGCAUUGUUUCUGAUAAAGAUCAGCAGUAUGAAGCAUUUGGGAUGUCUGUAUCAGGGCCCUAGGAUUUUGUUUACAUAAGUGAAACAAAAGGUAAUCUGAAAUAGUUAUAUUUUAAGGAUAUUAUACACUGAUGUCCCGUCAGACUAAUUGCUUCAGAUCCCUACAACCACAGCUCAACUUCUGCACUUGCUAUUCAGUAUUAAUAAGGUGGCAUGCUUGAUUCUUACUGUCUUUUUUUAAAAUGAGAACACUGCAGAGAGAAUACUAAUAUGUCAACUGUAUGGGCCUUUGAAUCUUAAAGAUGUAGAUAGAUAUAAUCUUCUUUAGAAUUUAUAUAUACCCAUAGAUAUGUAUUUAUAUAUGCAUACCUUUUGUAUAAAUUUACAAUGGACUUUUUGUAUUCUCUUUUUUUGUCAUUACAAGAAUGAGUUAGAAACUAAAUAGUUGUCCUAUCCUCUUAAUGGUAGAGGAUACUGAAUAGUCAAUAUAUGCAUGUACUUAGUUCUCCAGGGGUCACAUUUGAAUGACGUUCUCUUUAGUAAAAAGAAAGAAUCCUGGUUGGCUUGGGGAAUUUGUAAUUAGAUAAGCUUCUUUUGUUAGUGACUCAAAUGUAGCAAUGAGAAUGAAUUUGUGACCAUAUCUAUGUGGUAUAAAUAUCUAGAUGGGAAGCAGAAUCACCUAGAAAAGUAAAGGUCUAGGACCACCCAGACCACAAACCUGGGCAGUGGCUUGAGAUUUUAUUUUCAACCUAUAUGUUGUGUGGAGAAACAAACUUAUAUUUGCAUAGCUAAAGAAAAAUAUGACCAUUAUCUGUUUAGUUAAUCAUAAGUAGUUUGGGGGCAGUAUGGAUAAAUUAGCUUAAAAUACCUUUGUCAUCUGAUUUUCCCACCCUUUCUGUCUGUAUCAGUUGGAUUAAUUAGAGAAUGGUUAAAAUUCCAUUUUUCUAUUGUGCACACAUAUGCUUUUUUGUGGAUGACAGUUGAAAAACAGCUAGCUGAUACCUAUGAAAGUUAUAGAUUAAAUUAGGACCAGGAAGUCGAAUAUGCUCAGACUCCUCAAUUCCAUUCCCAUGUGUCCGGGACUUGGAAUCAAAAAGGCCACGGAUCUGGACCCUCUCUCUCACUCUCUCUGGUAGUGGUUGUGGCUCAUUAAGUUGUGAACAAAAAUAUCUAUUUCAAGGGGUGGUAUUUAAAAACUCGGUUAAACACAAGGUUGAUUCUGUUUUAUAUUUACUUGAUAACAUUGAGCCAUAGAAGCUUGUUUCUCAAAUGCUAAUACUAAUGUCAACAACCUACUAAUACAACUGGUGCCAUGUAGGAAUAUUUGACUAAUUUAACUUGGAAUGGUGAAAAUGUCUUAGUUUGAGAAAGGGAUAUUCCCUGACACUUGUGAUUUCAUUGGCUGUUUCUAGAGAGAGGUAAACAACAAUGAAAACAAUAGAAAAAUUGGUUUUUGAACUCAAGUAUAUCCAACAGGCAGAAUAAAACAGAUAUUUGAAUUCAUAGACAAUUUGUUUUGCUUUUCUAUAAAUAAAAGUGUUUUAUUGUUAAUUGGG